Messenger RNA from Aspergillus costaricaensis CBS 115574, 1554 nucleotides. Its product is annotated as HET domain-containing protein. Lineage: Eukaryota; Fungi; Ascomycota; Eurotiomycetes; Eurotiales; Aspergillaceae. The transcript is spliced from 2 exons. Bases 1 to 1554 code for a protein of 517 amino acids. The record is from RefSeq and is a predicted model, not a curated record.
AUGCGCUUGAUAAACGCCAGAACCCUCGGGUUGGAGGAGUUUGUGGGGCACAAUAUUCCUGAGUAUGCUAUUCUGUCUCAUACAUGGGGAGAGGAUGAGGUCACCUUCCAGGAUAUGCAGACGCCAACAGUCACCGAGAAAUUGGGGUACGCCAAAAUCAAGCACUCAUGCGAAAAAGCUUUGCAAGAUGAUCUAGGUUAUGUAUGGGUGGAUACCUGCUGCAUAGAUAAGGCUAGUAGUGCUGAGCUUUCUGAAGCCAUCAACUCUAUGAUGGCAUGGUACGCCGAGUCCAAAAUUUGCUAUGCCUACCUAGCAGACGUACCUCCGAUCACUGAUGAAGGGCUCGAUGAAGCUGCUUUUUCGCGGAGUCGAUGGUUCACUCGAGGGUGGACCCUUCAGGAGCUUAUUGCACCAUGUCAUUUGGUAUUCCUAGCUCAAGAUUGGUCAGACCUAUAUGAGAGGGGAACUUUAGCGGGGCUUAUAAGUGAUAUCACUGGUAUCAAUAACGCAUUUCUAGAUUGGAGACCAGAGAAUUCUUUGCUUGGAUUUAGAUUGAAGUCGACAAGUAUCGCUGAAAGAAUGAGCUGGGCUUCGAACCGUGAAACCACUCGAAUUGAAGACAUGGCAUAUUCGCUGUUGGGUGUACUUCAAGUCAACAUGCCGCUCCUGUAUGGAGAGGGAUCUGCUGCCUUUCGAAGACUACAAGAAGAAAUCAUUAAACAUUCCGAUGAUCAGUCAUUGUUUGCGUGGAGUUUUAGAGAACCAGAACAUGAUUUGAGUCAUAAACGACCAUGGUCGAUAUCUCAGUCGUUGCUCGAGGAAUUAGUUUUUAUCUUCAAAGACUAUGAAACCCCUCCAGAAUGUUCUGGAGCAAUGCAAAUAGACGCCUCAGACUUCUCGGGGAUCCUUGCUGAGUCUCCAGCGGCAUUCCAAGGUUGUGGCGACAUAGUUCCAUGCGACGUCAAAAGGCCGACCCCUCCUUUCUCGAUGACCAAUAAGGGCCUAAGUAUAGAACUGCCACUUCUUGAGCUCUCAGACGGCUGGUUCAUUCUCCUUCAGUGUCAAACGAAGAGAGACCCUACUAGGCUAAUAGCCGUGCCAUUACGGAAGAUAGGCGAUACCUACUGCCGAUCCAAACGAGGGAACUACGUGGCCGAUCAUGCAGCCUGGUUUAGAUGGCCCCGCAAACAGCUUUAUUUUUCCCCCGAUAUCAAGGCGACCCAUGCAGGGAUCAUGUAUAACCCAUGGUAUUCUGUCAUCAUAAGAGGUCUUCCGCCGAAUCUUGGGAUAGUGGACGUACUCCCAUCUGAUCCCGGCCGGCGGUCUGAUUCAAGGGUCCUCUCCACAAAAACCACUCGAGAUUUUAAUCCCGAUACCGAAGACGUUUUUGUUUGGCUUCAGGACAUGGAUGACAACCGUCUCUCAUUCAUAUUGGAUGUUAGAAUGGAAAAGCCCCGCUGGAGAUACGGUUCCAUUUGGGAGACUAUCCUCACACCUUAUUUGUUCCUUCCUCCAGAUAAUGACACACCAACUAUCACACGUCAUUUCCUAUAA